ACUCCUGAGUUCUGUCCGAGGCGAACAGGCCCAAAUUAAAAUCCAAAUCAGUUUUCCCCAUACCUUAAACCCUGAAUUCAAAAACUCAAAAACCCUAACCCUGACCAAUUUUAAUUGCCAACAAAAGAAAAAUCCAUGGCCAAGUGGUUGCGCGGCCUUAAAACGGUGGUUCAAUCAUCAUCACCUUCACUAAACUCACAAUCUUCUUUUUACCACACGAUCCAAGCCAUCCCUAGAGAAUGCACAGGUAGCAGAGUCGCGGCGCGCGACCGAGCGCAAGGCAGAAUACCGGCAGUGGUUUUCUCUCAAUCGCUACUAGAUAAAAAUCCUAAUUCUCGAUCAAUCUCAAGAAAACAGUUAUUAACAACUGAGAGAAAGCAGAUUCAAUCAAUUCUUACAUCUGUUGAGUUACCGUUCUUUUGCUCCACUACUUUCAAUCUCCAGAUCCGGGCCGGGUCCGGGUCUUCCGUUCUUAUUGAAUCCGGAACUAUUUUGCCCAUCAAGGUGCAUAGAGAUGAGGAGACUGGGAAAAUAUUGAAUUUGGUGUUUGUUUGGGCUGAUGAUGGAACUGAAUUGAAAGUUGAUGUACCCCUCAUUUUUAAAGGAGAAGAGGAUUGUCCUGGUCUUAAGAAAGGGGGCAAAUUGAACAGGAUCCGAAAAUCUUUGAAAGUCCUUUGUCCAGCGGAACACAUUCCACCAAAACUUGAGGUGGAUGUGAGCAGUCUUGAUAUUGGAGAUAAAGUGUCCAUGGGUGAUGUUGAGGUUCAUCCAUCAUUGAAGCUCUUGAGUAAGAAUGAGAACAUUCCUAUAUGUAAGAUUGUAUCAACAGACUUGGAAAGCCCAGAACCAGAAACAGAACCAGAAACAGAACCGGAACCGGAACCAGCACAAGCAUAGUCAUUUGAGUGCACGCCUGCAAUCACUGCAGGUUAAACCCUUGGAAGAAUAAUUGUGUUUUGUUUCUUGCCCGAGGUUGCCAAAAUUGAAUGAGGACAACAAUCUUUAAAGCAUAGUAUGGCAUGCAUGAAUUCAUUAGGCAUGUUGUGAUGACUGUGUUUACCCAGCUCUUACUUCAGGCAGUUGGUAAGGAAAGAAAGUUGGUUAUUGUGAAAUCAUCCUUUGUCGUAAGCGGCACAUGCAAGAAUGAGAUGGCUGUUCUGUUCACCCUUUUAUGUUGGUUUCUUUCAACAGAUAGUACACUGGAUGCGUAUGAAAAUUCAAUUUGUAAUGCUACGGGUAGCUUUUAUAUCUUUCCUUCA
Molecule: messenger RNA, 1259 nt
Organism: Ricinus communis (castor bean)
Lineage: Eukaryota; Viridiplantae; Streptophyta; Magnoliopsida; Malpighiales; Euphorbiaceae
Product: 50S ribosomal protein L25
Exons: 3
Coding region: 136-897 (253 amino acids)
Biological process (GO): translation
Cellular component (GO): cytosolic large ribosomal subunit; ribosome
Molecular function (GO): structural constituent of ribosome; 5S rRNA binding
Source: RefSeq, a predicted model, not a curated record